ACAUGCGCAGUAAGGCCAGUGUCUGGCCCAUGGUCUCAGAGAGCUGAUGUGCAUGGCAGUAUUGAUUCUCAUACAGUGGUGGUAUCAUUCACUGGAGGUGGGAUAGCUUAUUCACAUCAAGAAUCUCUUCUGCAGAUUGAAGUGGUACCUUCUGCCUCUGCCCUGAUCAUCAAAGCCCUCAAGGAACCACCAAGAGACAGAAAGAAGCAGAAAAACAUUAAACACAACGGAAAUAUCACUUUUGAUGAGAUUGUCAAUAUUGCCAGACAGAUGCGGCACCGAUCUUUAGCCAGAGAACUUUCUGGAACCAUUAAAGAGAUUCUGGGCACUGCCCAGUCUGUGGGCUGCAAUGUUGAUGGCCGCCACCCACAUGACAUCAUAGAUGACAUCAACA
This is a messenger RNA of Microcebus murinus (gray mouse lemur), 394 nucleotides long. NCBI's taxonomy places the organism in Eukaryota, Metazoa, Chordata, Mammalia, Primates, Cheirogaleidae. The record is from RefSeq and is a predicted model, not a curated record.